CAUGAGUAGUACCACCCCUUCUUCUACUCUCCCUGAUUGGGUUGGAAAUGUCGAUUUAAAUCAAAUGGAUACCCUGCAUCAAUUUUAUUAUUUAAUUCGUUCAAACUUUUCAGAGUUGGAAAUUACAACCUAUGUAUCCCUUGCAUAUAUCUUUGUAUUGUAUGGAAUCUUGUCCUUGCCAUGGUUUUUAAUUAAGAAAUUCAAGCCUUCUUUCCUCUACAAGUACAAACUUCAAUUGAAAGAAGAAGAAAGGUUAACAGAUUGGAAUUGUGUUUUUCAAUUAGUACUUAAUCACUUGUUGCUUUUACCAUUGCUUUAUACUGGAUAUCCUGUUCUUAAAUGGGUUGGUGUGAGUUAUGAUAUGAAUAUUCCACCAUGGUGGGAUAUGGUUGGACGUUCCUUGAUUUUCUUAGUGAUUGAAGAUGCUUACUUUUAUUGGAUUCAUCGUUGGUUGCAUACUGAAUGGGCCUAUAAGCAUAUUCACAAAAUGCAUCACGAAUAUCAGACACCAAUUGGUUACUGCUCAUCAUAUGCUAGUUGUACAGAGUUUGUCUUGUUGGGUGUUGGUUCGUUUAUUGGACCAUUCCUUUUUGGAAUUCCACACAUUAUUGGAUGGUGGGUAUGGAUGACAAUUCGUCAAAUUGAAGCCAUUGAUACACAUACAGGUUUCUACUUCCCAUGGUGUAUGAGUAAUUUAAUUCCAUUCUAUAGUGGUCCACUUCAUCACGAUUUCCAUCACAAGACUUACAAUGGAAAUUAUGCUUCAACAUUUACUUGGUGGGAUUAUUUGUGUGGAACUGAUAAGAAUUAUCGUGAAUGGUUACAAAAACAAAAGAAGAAGGCUCAAGAAUAA
This is a messenger RNA of Naegleria gruberi, 853 nucleotides long. RefSeq names its product C-4 sterol methyl oxidase. The record is from RefSeq and is a predicted model, not a curated record. Lineage: Eukaryota; Heterolobosea; Eutetramitea; Acrasida; Naegleriidae. Gene Ontology annotation, molecular function: iron ion binding; C-4 methylsterol oxidase activity. Gene Ontology annotation, biological process: sterol biosynthetic process. The transcript has a single exon. Bases 2 to 853 code for a protein of 283 amino acids.